AUGGUGUCCCUCUUCUCCGGCCGCGUCCUGAUCCGCAACAACAGCGACCAGGACGAGCUGGAGACGGACGCCGAGUUGAGCCUCCGGCUGGAGAACCGGCUGGUGUUGCUGUUCUUCGGCGCGGGCACUUGUCCCAAGUGUCAGGCCUUCGCGCCCGUGCUCAAGGACUUCUUCGUGCGCCUCACCGACGAGUUCUACGUGCUGCGGGCCGCUCAGCUGGCCCUGGUAUACGUGUCCCAGGACCGCACGGAGGAGCAGCAGGACCUGUUCCUCAGGGACAUGCCUGAAAAGUGGCUCUACCUGCCUUUCGAGGACGACCUGAGGAGGGACCUCGGCCGCCAGUUCUCCGUGGAGCGCCUGCCGGCGGUCGUGGUGCUCAAGCCGGGUGGGGACCUGCUCACGCGGGACGCGACCGAGGAGAUCCAGAGCCUGGGACCCGCAUGCUUCGCCAACUGGCAGGAGGCGGCCGAGGUGCUGGACCGGAGCUUCCUGCAGCCCGAGGAUCUGGACGAGCCCCCGCCGCGCAGCCUCACCGAGCCGCUGCGCCGCCGCAAGUACCGCGUGGACAAGGCGGCGCGGGGCGGGCGGGGCGCCCGGGACGGCGACGAGGCCCGGGCGGGGGGCGGGGAGGGGGCGGGGCUGUUCUGA
This is a messenger RNA of Jaculus jaculus (lesser Egyptian jerboa), 648 nucleotides long. RefSeq names its product nucleoredoxin like 1 (gene Nxnl1). Gene Ontology annotation, biological process: photoreceptor cell maintenance. The record is from RefSeq and is a predicted model, not a curated record. Gene Ontology annotation, cellular component: mitochondrion. Bases 1 to 648 code for a protein of 215 amino acids. The transcript has 2 exons. NCBI's taxonomy places the organism in Eukaryota, Metazoa, Chordata, Mammalia, Rodentia, Dipodidae.